Molecule: messenger RNA, 94 nt
Organism: Rotaria sp. Silwood2
Lineage: Eukaryota; Metazoa; Rotifera; Eurotatoria; Philodinida; Philodinidae
Source: the annotation of a GenBank genome assembly
AUGGAAAUUACCAACAACAAUUAAACUUGAUGUUUCUGAAGCUGUUAAAUAUAUUCUUUUAAUGGAAACAUGUCCAUGGAUUGUGAAUUGUUAG